CUCUCACACACGCCAUAGCGUAGAGGAGAGAAAGAGAGAGAGGAGGUCUGGUCUUACCUCUGCCUCCAUAUCCACCAAGUCUCCACCACUCAAGUCAGAGGGGAGGAAAUCACAAGAGGCCGUGUGCGCUGCUGCUCCUCCUCGGUCUUCGCGUGGUUUUGCGGGGAUUUGACCGUGCCGACGCGUGACGGAUGUGCCGACAAAAGCGCCUGCCCUGAAGUUGGAUACCUUAAACUGAGCGAAAGGUUUACUCCUACCUAGUACCUUAAAGAGGAGCGCGGAGACGAGAACGCGAGCCCCGUGUUUUGCUGCGUUCGGAGCACCAUGAAGCUCCCGUGCUGGAUGGCGCUUGCGCUGCUGCUGCUGGCGCAGACUGCACUGGCACAGCAUCGCAUAUCUCGAACAAACGAUGAUGAGAGUUCUGGAGAUGUAUUUUACGAUGAUGAGGACUUAUUCUCUGGAUCCGGCUCUGGCUUUCCAUAUAUGGAUGUUAGACCAACUGCAGCAGAUGUGACGGUCACUACAGAAGAGACCCUCCCACUUUCUACCACACAGGCCACUGGCCCCGCCCCCUCAGCCUCCCCCGCCGCAGAGCCAAGUAGCCCACCUCCACCUGAGGUAGAACGUGAGAGUGGCUUGGGACAAGACAGCAAAUUGGAGAUGGAGAUUGAGAAAAAGUUCGAGGAGCUUGAGGAAGAGGAAAUGAGACGGUUGAAAGAACAGGAUAGAGAAUGGGAAUCUGAGGUCGUAAAAAGGUUGAAUGCUGAUAAAGUGCAAGAUAGAGAACAGGAACAAGAGAGGUCGAAAGCUACUGUUGCUCCCCGGCUGACUGAUGUUCCUGUUGUGUUCGUGGACUCAUCCGCCACUCUGGGUGAGACUACAGUGGCCACUAGUGACCCGGAGGACCUCGGCACCACAGAAGAAGAGGAGGAUCUAUACAUUACUACAGAAACUAUCAUGUUAGAGCCAUCUAGCACACCGGAGACAACAGUAGAUGACAUCACAACCACUGAGGUCAUCCCCACCACCGCUGAGUCCACCACUGCUAAGCCAACCAGACCACGUCCUGCCCCGACCACUCCGAGCACUGCCCCUGUGCGCCCCCGGAAACCACACACUACCCCCAGUAGAGCCGCCCCCACUGAGAGCAGCACUCGUUCAGUGAUGACCACAACACAGACACAAACACCAGAUGAAACUGUAAAUAAUGAAGUUGCAGGACCAGGUCCAACUGGUGAUUUUGAAAUCCGCGAGAAUGAAGGUCGCCAAGGCAACGAGGUCGGGAGAGGCAGAGGGGCGACUGGCGUGGCAGGAGAACCAGAUCUGAAUGGUAACACAGUAGAUGCUGCUGGAAGCUCAGCCGCUCAACUUCCACAGAAGAACAUCCUUGAAAGGAAGGAAGUCUUGAUAGCGGUGAUUGUCGGAGGUGUAGUCGGAGCACUCUUUGCAGCAUUCCUCGUAAUGUUACUCGUCUACCGGAUGAAAAAGAAAGAUGAAGGCAGCUACACAUUGGAGGAGCCUAAACAAGCCACCGUCACCUACCAGAAACCAGACAAGCAGGAAGAAUUCUACGCCUAACAUCCAUUCGUACAACCUCCUUCAUCUCUCCAACCUUGUCCCGUCUCUAUCUGACCCCCCCCCCCUUUCUUUUGAUAUCACCCCUUUUCCUUAGAUCCCUUUCUUCCCUCGUUUCCCCAUGAGAGUGCCUCUCAUUCCACGGACUUGGAACUUUCUUUUCCAAAAAUAAAAAAAAUAAACUGAAAAAGAUCAAUGUAGAAAAAAAUGGAAUAUGUUGUGGGUGGGGCCAGAGAGGGUGGGACAUGAGUCUACAUGUACACAGAGAAGAUAAAACUUUUUUAAGAACAUGUUAUUAUUGAUAUGUUUAGGAUUGUUGUUCUAUGAAAUUAUGACCUGAAUCUUUUUUUGUAAAGACACUGCGUUUCAAAUGUGUUUAAUGCACAACAUUAAGAGGUCAAAAAAAGAAAAAACAGCAUGAAAAAAUGAGGGAGAGGGAAAGAACAGAGUUGGGGGCAUGGAGGGAUUGUGAAAGUCAGGUGAGAGGGAGAAAAAGGAGCAGAAAUAAGAGCUGCAUGGCAGAAGUAGAGGGGGAAUUUGGAGUCCGUUCUCAAAAUGCUCUUCUGUCACCAAGGUCAGUGAUCCAACGUUGUGUGGUGCCUUCCAUUUCCCUGGUGCUAGAAACAGAGCUUGAGCAGAGCGAGUGUGUGUGUGUGUGCUUGUGCAUAUGUGUGCGAUUGAAUGUCUGAGGUGCCCUUGUGACCCCAGCCUAGACUCACACACACGCACAGGUGCACACACUCGGCCCGACUCCCUCUGCUGGUGAGAGCAUGUGUCAGCACGAUGGUACCAUCCGAUUGGAGCAGGGAGCCCGAAACAUGUACACAGCACAAAAACACUGAAGAUUUGCUGUGAGGGAGCGCAUGCAUAGAAUCAGAGGACUAGCCUCUCCUCUGCUCUGUAUAAAGACUUUAGUAAUCAUUAGUAAUAAUCAAUUAUAUAUCAGCAGCUCUGAAUGGAAGGAAAAUGAUGAUCAUAAUAUUCGUAGUGAAGGAUAUUAUCUAUUUAGCUGUGCAGUAAGGUUUUAUCAGUGUAAAUAUCAACACAACUCUUUAUUUUUGUCAAGCUUUUAACCAUGCUACUGUAGUAAAAAUUAAACUCUCAGACACAUAUGCUAUCGAUAUCAAAUUAUUUGUCAGUUUAACCUGGAGAAAUGAUGAAACCUUUGCUCAGGUUUAGCAUUUUACCGGUAGUUAGUCAAGCGUCUGGUUUUUGUUGUGAAAGCACAAGGUUAGUCUCUUAUGGCCACAUUUACUCGCAUACAUGCCACACAACAACCCUGAUGGACGGUCAUGCUCAAGACGGAUGUUGUAGGAAUGUGUUGAUGAGGAACUUUUGGGACAUUAUUGCUGUGGGUGUGUGAACAUAAACUUAAUGGUUUGGGAGAAAAAUAGCUUGUUUAACAUAAAGAUAUCUGAGCUGAAAGCCUUUAAGUAGUGCGAUUUCAGUGAUGGUCAAAAUUAGUGUCAAUCUUUCCUCUGUUAUUUUGUUUUAUUGGAUGUUUAUAUGUCGGGAUACAUUUAAUUCAUAAAAUCAAAAUGACUAGAAAUGCAUGAAUUAGCAAUAACAAACUAUCAACGACAGACUCUGUGGUUGACAUGCUCAGAAUGUAUGUGACAUGUCAUGUGGUGUGAUGUCAGUGUUACUCGCAGCCGUAGCACAAGAUGUUAGCAAACCGCUAAAAUGAAAACAACUUGUCUUAAACACAUAUCAUUUUAAAUAUCUGAACAUGUAAAUGUACUAUAUCGAAUCUGGGACGGCUUGUGCACAGUAUCAGCACUCCGUCCCCAAAAUUUCCUUUUUAUAUCCACAGUACUACCCACUCCCAUUUAUAAACAUAUCACUGAGGGUAAAGCUGCCAUAACACUGAAACGUGACAUCAGCUAAAGCUUCCUGGUAUAUCACAAAUCAUGCGUUUAGAAUGCAUGGUGAUGAUUUUCAAGAAUAUUCGACUGAAUGCGUGUACUAGAGCACAUUCAAGACGCCACACUGCUCUCUAUGGAAUAUUUUAGGCAGGUGGGGGAAUCUUGAGACCCAUACGGGGUGGUUGUACUUCAGUCUAAGAUUGUAAUGUCACACCUGUGCAUCAGUACCUGUAGCUUGAAUAUUGUACUCUGUAUGAUCAUGUCCUGACAGUGUGCGUGAGUAUGUAUGUUUGAAAAUUGGCUUGUUUUAAUGCAUCUGUAAAUGUGUUUCACUCCCCGAUAGUUCUUCCGUUGUGGGGACAUAUUCUCUUCUCCCUGCACUUAAAUUGCUAUGUGACACUGACAAUUGCACAAACACACAAAACGUUACAUAGCCUCACAGCCUCGGCCUUGUAAAUAGGACCUAGAGUGAUUUCUGACCCAUCACAGCACACUUUUAAUUAAAUGACUAUAGUAAGGGCCAGUCUCCUGGACACUGAGUAAAAGUUACAGACUGAUAAUCGGUUUGAACAAUAUGUAUUUUUUUUUUUUUUUUACUGAUUUUCACAUUUUCUACUUGGUUGUCUGUUCUUUAAUAUUCAGUCUGCUGAAUAAGUUCACCAUCUAGUAGAUAUCUAAAGAAUAGCAACAAUGCCAUUACACCACUAUAUGUUCACAUGUAAAAUAAAGACUUGUAAAUGUUUGCGUAUUUAUGCCACUUUUUACAUAAAAGAAUGAGAAACAUGAAGCAUUUUAAGUUUGAGACUUAGACGUAGACCAAAACAAAGAUGACAUUUCAUUUGCGACUGAUCUCAAAACAAUUAAACAUAACAAAAAUAAAUAUAUUGCAAAAAAAUAUGCAAUUAUUAGUAUUUAUAAUUAUUGCGAAAAUUAUAAUGCAUGUUUUAAUGUAAUUAUUUUGUCAAAAAACAUAAAUGUCAUUAAAAAGCGAAAUAGAAAAAACAUAUCUAUUAGUUCAGGAUUUGUCUUCAGUUGUGUCUAAGAGACUGGCUUUAACAAUCAAUAGCCUACUCACAAAACCUCAGCAAGCAUUAGUGUCUAAUUGGAAUAUUGACUUAAUAUUAAUCAAUUGCUUACAUGCUAAACAUAUAGUUGGAAGCCUACAAUUAGUAUGUGAAAUUCAGGUAUUAAGACAUGAUGAUUGUUUAACUUUUUUUGUACAAAUAAAAAAGCUGCUGGAGGUUUAAUAUUUUGAGCAUUCACAGCUUUCACCCCACCAUUCCUACAAUCUAAUCUUGUUAGCAACACAUUCACGUGUCCUGGUGAAGCCCCCACCUCCCAACAACGAACAUGCACCUGUCCCUUCGGGAACGUCUGGAGGUCACUGUGUGUUAACGUUAUGGACAUCAGUGGAACUUUGAGUUUGCAUUGCUGUCUUUUCUACGCAUUUUUACCUGUAACCUGUCACUCUUUCUAUUCAUAGCCAAAUAUGAGGCGGGCCUUCCUGUGUCUGUGUGCCAAUCACAGACCAGCAUGGUCCUGGUCUGAUGGUCGCCCAGCGUGGUUUUAUACAUGCACAUUUUUUUUAAAGAACUUUUCUUUGUUUUUAAUUUUUUUUCCUCAUUGGUUGAUUUGUGUAUAAAGAGGCAAAGUUCUGUCACUAAUAUGCCACUCUAUUCUAAAUAAAACCUGAUUGGUUA
Messenger RNA from Cyprinus carpio (common carp), 5140 nucleotides. RefSeq lists its product as uncharacterized. Lineage: Eukaryota; Metazoa; Chordata; Actinopteri; Cypriniformes; Cyprinidae. Gene Ontology annotation, biological process: cell migration. Gene Ontology annotation, cellular component: cell surface; membrane. The record is from RefSeq and is a predicted model, not a curated record.